AUGAUGUCCUACCUAAUGUUUGCAAUGGCGAAUGGUGGCACCAAUUUCCAUGGCGAUGACUCUGAAGUGCUGUUUUGUGCACAAGGAUCUCAACAGAGCCGGUCUGGGAUUUUUGCUAUGAGUACUUCUGCUCCAUACUCAACCCGGCCAAUUCUUACAGACUUCUACGGACGGCCUUUCAACUCGGUGAACGACGUUGUGGUGCAUCCGUUGGAUGGCUCGAUUUGGUUCACUGAUCCGGCAUACGGUUAUGGUGAGGGAUAUCGCCCAAAGCCUCGAUUACCAAAUCAUGUAUAUCGAUACGAUCCCUCGACGAAUAGCGUGCGUUUACUUGCGGACGGGUUCGGGCAUCCCAAUGGAAUUUGCUUUUCCCCCGAUCUGGAAACCGUCUAUGUCACCGAUACCGAUGUCAUCCACGGUGACGGGAGCUUAGACGAAACGCGACCGGCAACAAUAUACGCUUUCGAUGUGAUUUAUCGAAAAAACGAUCCAUUCCUAGUGAACCGCCGAGCUUUCGCUAUGGCGGACCAAGGGUUCCCAGACGGCAUCAAAUGUGAUACAGAGGGAAAUGUAUACAGUGGGUGUGGUGAUGGUGUACAUGUUUGGUCUCCAGGAGGUGUCCUCAUUGGAAAGAUUCUUGUGAAGGGUGGGGUAGCCAAUUUAUGUUUUGGUUCUAUGGGCGAGCUGUUCAUACUUAACGGCACGAAGCUUUGGCGCGCGUUACUGGCGGAAACGGUGAAGGGAAGUCUGUUGAAAUAG
Penicillium robsamsonii is the source of this 759-nucleotide messenger RNA. RefSeq names its product SMP-30/gluconolactonase/LRE family protein. The transcript is spliced from 2 exons. Lineage: Eukaryota; Fungi; Ascomycota; Eurotiomycetes; Eurotiales; Aspergillaceae. The record is from RefSeq and is a predicted model, not a curated record. The coding region runs from base 1 to 759 and encodes 252 amino acids.